This is a messenger RNA of Marmota monax (woodchuck), 2208 nucleotides long. RefSeq names its product UL16-binding protein 1. The transcript has 6 exons. Gene Ontology annotation, biological process: positive regulation of T cell mediated cytotoxicity; antigen processing and presentation of endogenous peptide antigen via MHC class Ib; immune response. The coding region runs from base 1 to 978 and encodes 325 amino acids. Gene Ontology annotation, cellular component: external side of plasma membrane. Lineage: Eukaryota; Metazoa; Chordata; Mammalia; Rodentia; Sciuridae. The record is from RefSeq and is a predicted model, not a curated record.
AUGGCAGGCUACCCAACAACUGCCUUCAACCACAUUGAUUUCAGACGGUCCGAAAUUCUUUGGUCUUUUCAGAAUGGAAGGGAUGAGACCCAAGAUCCUGGCGGCGUCCAGCACCGGCAGCAGGUGUCUCCGCCCGGGACAGCAGAGGGAAAGGAGGGCGCCCGGCGCGGGAGGGGAGGGGCCUCAGGCUUUAAGUCUUGGCGCCCGGAGGCGGGUCUCCAGGGCCCAGAGCUCCAGGCCAUGGAGGGUGCGGUCCGCGCGGCGCUCGUUCUCUGCGUCCUCGCUCAGUUCCUGCCCAACUUUCUUCUGGCGUCGCGGGCAGGCACUCACUCUCUCUGCUAUGACUUCACCAUCAAUCCUAAGGCAGCACCUGGACAGCAAUGGUGUACAGUCCAAGCCCAGGUGGACCAGAAGAAUUUUCUCUCCUAUGACUGUGGCCUGGACAAGGUCAAAUCCUUGAGUGCCCUGGGAGGGAAAGUGAGCGCCACAAUCACUUGGGAAGAGCAAAACACCAUGCUGAGAGAAAUGGGGGAUAUGCUAAAACAGAAACUGGCUGACAUUAAAGCAGAAAAUGGCAUGGGCAGGGGUCUGCACACCCUGGAGGGCAGGAUGUGUUGUCAGCAUAAAUCCGACAGCUCCUGGCAGUUUGGCUUCAAUGGACGAAUGUGGCUCCACUUUGACUCAGACAACAGAAGGUGGAGAGAGAUGCAUUCUGGGUCCAACUGGAUGAAAGAAAUGUGGGAAAAUGACAAGGAGGUGACAGAAUUCUUACACAGGUCCUCAAUAGGUGACUGUAGAACCUGGCUUCAGAAGUUCUUGGUGCAAUGGAAGCCAGAGCUGGAGCCAACAGGACCUUCAAGUGCCAUCAUAGACAGAGUCUUCCAGGAGUCCGCAGCCAGCACACUUGUUCCCUUGGCCCUGCUCUGGAUCCUCACCUGCUUCAUCCACCUAGGCCUCCAGAUCUUCCUGACAGGUUAAAGAUGCUCCCAAGAAGCUUCUGGAAAUGUGAUUCAGUGAAAUGACAAUCCUUACUGAUCUUCUGCCAAUCUACUUCCUGCUCUUCCUCCUUAGAGCAAACAAAGACUGAACUGCAAAUCCAGAGGCCUCCAGCAUGUCAGUCAGACUUAGUCACUCAGCCUAGAGCUCCUCUGCUUUUUCAGAUCUAGUGAGGAUUUAAAAGGUGUAUCUGUAUGUCACUUGUAGGUACACCAUGAGCCCAUACCCUACUUCUACAAGAGGUGGACUGUUCUAAUUGCUGCUUUCACUCUCCCAUCCAUCAUAGCAGCCACCCGCAUCUUUCCUUUGCCACCCAUUGGCCCCUACCACCCCAAGAUCUGAUGACCCCCAUGAAGAUCCAUUAACUUCAAUUUCAACUUUGAGCUCUUUGUUCUGUUUUGUGACAGUCCAAUCCUGCACUUUUUCUUAACCAUUUCCUGUGCUAACCUCAGUAAUCAUACACUGAGCCUCUGACUGCUAGAACAAGAAACCUCAACAAAAAGUUUUAAUCUUAGUUGUGUUAUCAACUACUUCUCUGUACCUUGAGCUGAUGUUUAUUAUAGUUUGGAUCUGGAAUGUUCCACAAAGAUCCAUGUGUUGACUACGGUGCUAUUGAGAGGUGAGGAAAACUUCAGGAGUAGAGUUGUUGAGUCCUGUUUUGAAAGGUUCUUUAUGUCCCAGGCACCUUCCUGCCUCCACAUCUCCCUCCCCCUUUUCCUCUAUUUAAACUAUAAAUUAUUUUUUAUUGCUACAAUAAGUUAAACCAUCUCUUCUCCAAAGCUCCUGCUGCUGUGAUAUUCUGCCUUACCUCAGAGCCAAAAGCAAUAUAGUCAACCAAACUUGGACUAAAACUUCUGAAACACUGAGCCAGAAAUCAAUUUUUCUUCCUUUAGUUUACUGUCUUCAAAUGUUUUUCCACAGUUCGUGCUGGGGAUGUGGCUCAAGCGGUAGCGCGCUCGCCUGGCAUGCGUGCGGCCCGGGUUCGAUCCUCAGCACCACACACAAAGAUGUUGUGACCACUGAAAACUAAAAAAUAAAUGUUAAAAUUCUCUCUCUCUCUUUUAAAAAAAUGUUUUUCCACAGUGAUGAAAAGACAAUACAACAUUGAUGGUGCAAUAUUGUCUGUAAAAUACAAUGACAGACAUCAUUUAUAACUUCAGGAAUUCUUUGUAUGUUUUGUUUUAGUUAAAUAAACAUGUCAACAAAUUUAAA